CAAGCUCGAUUGGACAACUGUUUUUACAUUGCCAAUAAAAUGGUCACGGUGAAGGCCUAGUACUAGUGCUUUCUAUCAGGCCUCGCAUAUUUUUGGAUGCCUUUUCUUGACAAGCUGCAACGUGACAGCCUCGUGUAGUUCUCUAACACAGCCUCAAGCUCACAAGUUGGCCUUGCAGCUCGCCCUUAAAUUCUAGGGAUCGCUGAGCACUUACCAUAUCAUUUCCCUUGCACUGGCAGGCCUUCAGUGUACAAGUACUGCAGUUUCAGCUCCCUAACGGGAUUAGCAGUGGUUAUCUUGCAUUCACUAACCGAGGCUAUCGAGUCGCAUACUCCUCCAUCCACAUCAGUCUUUCAGCUGUGUUUGUGACAAACCUUGCAAAAAGCCUUCGAAACAGAUUCCAGCAGCGGGGGAUGAUGUCUGACCUUGAUGAGGCCAUCGAGCUCCAUCGCGCUGCAUUACUCCUCCAUCCCCCCAGUCAUUCGCUUCGAUCCAACUCUCUGAAUAAUCUUGCAAUCAGCCUUCGAGACAGAUUCAAGCAGCGGGGCAUGAUGUCUGACCUCGAUGAGGCCAUCGAGCUCCAUCGGGAUGCAUUACACCUCCGUCCCCACAGUCAUUCAGAUCGAUCCAACUCUCUGAACAAUCUUGCAAUCAGCCUUCAAGACAGAUUCCUGCAGCGGGGCAUGAUGUCUGACCUUGAUGAGGCCAUCGAGCUCCAUCGGGAUGCAUUACUCCUCCGUCCCUCUGGUCAUUCAGAUCGAUCUAUGUCUCUGAACAAUCUUGCAAUCAGCCUUCAGAACAGAUUCCUGCAGCAUGGGGUCAUGUCUGACCUUGAUGAGGCCAUCGAGUUGGAUCGGGAGGCAUUAUUCCUCCGUCCCCCCGGUCAUUCACAUCGAUCGUCGUCUCUGAACAACCUUGCACUCAGCCUUCAAGACAGAUUUCACCAGCGUGGGAUCAUGUCAGACCUCGAUGAGGCCAUCGAGCUGCAUCGGGAUGCAUUACUCCACUGUCCCCCCGGUUAUUCAGGUCGAUCCACGUCUCUGAACAAUCUUGCAAUCAGCCUUCGACACAGAUUCCUGCAGCGGGGCAUGAUAUCUGACCUUGAUGAGGCCAUCGAGCUCCAUCGCGCUGCAUUACUCCUCCGUCCCCCCGGUCAUUCACAUCGAUCCUCGUCUCUGAACAAUCUUGGAAACAGCCUUCAAGACAGAUUUGAGCAGCGGGGCAUGAUGUCUGACCUUGAUGAGGCCAUAGAGCUCCAUCGCGCUGCAUUACUUCUUUGUCCCCCCCGUCACUCACAUCGAUCCUCGUCUCUGAACAAUCUUGCAAACAGCCUUCAAGACAGAUUCGAGCAGCGGGGCAUGAUGUCUGACCUUGAUGAGGCCAUCGAGCUCUAUCGAGUUGGAUUACUCCUCCGUCCCCCCGGUCAUGCAGAUCGAUCUUCUUCUCUGAGCAAUCUUGCAAACAGCCUUCAAGACAGAUUCCGGAAACGGGGCGUCCAGUCUGACCUUGAAGAAGCAUUCAGCUUGUACUCUCAACUCUCCUACCUAUCGCAUGCAGUAUCUCGCAGACGUCUUAAUGCUGCCAAGUCAUGGGCGGCCUCCGCCGACAUCUUCAAUCACCCAUCUGUAUUGCUUGCUUAUAAGAUUGCACUGAACUCCUUGGAUCAGCAAGUUGCUCUCCUGUCGUCGUCUUCGCAUCAUUUCGACGUCAUCAGAGAGGAUGUUUCUUCUCUCGCCACAGAUGCUUUUUCAUGCAGUGUUCGUCGUGGUGCGCUGACGACUGCGGUGGAGUUGGUGGAGCAAGGUCGUGCAGUAUUCUGGACCCAGUUGGCACGCUUCAGCACAUCACUCGAUGAACUUUCUGUUUCAGGUGACGCCGGCAUGGUCUUGGCAGAGGAGUUCAAACGGUUGAGUUUUUGCCUUCGUAACGCGUUCGAUCAGUCUGAAGACCAGUCUCCGCAAAUCCGACAACUGACAAUGCAAUGGGAUGAAGUUGUCUCGCGCGUUCGCAUGCUCUCCGACUUUUCGCGUUUUCUCCUACCUCCACUAUUUUCUGACCUCCAGAAGGCGGCUGAAGAUGGCCCAGUGAUAAUCGUCAAUGCUGGUCAGCACAGCUGCGACGCCUUGAUCAUCCGUAGUGCCGGAGAUCCUGUCCAUGUUCCGCUUGACAUUAAACAAGUCGAGGUGUUCGAAUUCUCCUCAGAGUUCCAAACACUCGCAGAGCAAUUUGGAUCUUCUGAUUAUCAACUUACGCUUGUCGGCAUACUUCGCAAGCUUUGGAAUGAUGUCGUUGACCCCGUAGUCCGAGCUCUCAGGGAGUCUGAAGUUCGCCCUGGUUCGCGUAUCUGGUGGUGUCCCACUGCUGAGUUCACGCUGCUUCCCCUCCAUGCAGCAGGACCAUACGAGAAGGGGAGAGACAAUUUGUCCGACAUUUACAUAUCCUCUUACACCCCCACUGUGGCGACUCUCGUUCGUGCAAGACAGCAGAUUUCUCGAGAUGCGUCUUCGCAACAUUUCGUUGCCAUCGGCCAAGGCAACCCGGUUGAAGGGAAGGAGCUCAAAUGUGUCACUCCUGAGCUAGCCGUCGUCGCUCGCCACGUUACUCCCGUCAUCUCCUUCACAUCCCUCGAGGAUGGCGACGCGACAGUCGAGGGUGCACUCGAUGCACUCGACCGUAAUCAAUGGCUCCAUCUUGCCUGCCAUGGAAUGCCGCAUCGGACGCAGCCGUUUGAGUCUUCCUUCGCCAUGCACGACGGGCCUUUAAUGAUCAAGGCUAUCAUCCGAUCCAACUCGCAGAACCCACAGUUUGCAUUCUUAUCAGCCUGCCACACUACCGUUGGCGAUAAAAAGAGCCCGGAUGAGUCGAUCCAUCUUGCUGCGGCCAUGCAAUUCUGCGGAUUUCGCAGUGUAAUCGGUUCCAUGUGGUCUGUUGACGACGAGGUUGCACGCGAAGUCGUAUCUGCUUUUUACCGCAAGUUGAUUGGUGGUUCAAAAAGACUGGACUGCACAGGGGCUGCAGUAGCGCUGCACAAGGCUGUGAGAUCGUUGCGCAAGAAGAAUAUUCCGUUGGAACAGCAGAUUGUAUUUGUUCACAUAGGUGUGUAG
Molecule: messenger RNA, 3104 nt
Organism: Suillus fuscotomentosus
Lineage: Eukaryota; Fungi; Basidiomycota; Agaricomycetes; Boletales; Suillaceae
Product: CHAT domain-containing protein
Exons: 2
Coding region: 414-3104 (896 amino acids)
Molecular function (GO): protein binding
Source: RefSeq, a predicted model, not a curated record